AUGUCAAGAACUAACUUCGAUAAUGAAAAACAGACAUUUUUCAAAUCAAUUAAGAGCUUUUGCAUUCAAUUAGCUUUCAGCAAAAUAAUCUAUCUGAUCAUACAUUAAUAAUUUGUUAAUUAAAUUAGUAAAAAAAUCUAAAAAGUAAAAAGUAAUAUAAUUUCAUAAUAAACAAGGAGUAGGUUUAUCUAUUAAAUUUGAAUUGUUCUCACAGUGAGAACUUCAGAGAAUUUAUCUAGAAAAUUCAGGAGAAUCAAAAGAGAUUCUAAAUCGAUAGAAGGAAAAGCUAAGGUCUAAAAUCAAUAAUACAUAGAACUUCUUAAGAUUUUUUAAACAUAUUCUAAUUAAUUAAUAGCAAUAUCAGAACUAAAGUAAAAUAAGAUAACCCAUAAACUAAUUAACAAGCGAGUUAUAGUUAAUCAAAAUAAAAGGGAUGAUGAAAUCAUGAAUUUUUCAUUGAUAAUUUAGAUAACUUAAUCACAGACUAACAGGCAGUAACAAAUAAUGUAUUAUAUACAUUAGGAGAUAAUUAAGGACUAAUUAAUUUCCAAUCUAUAUCAUUCCCAGAAUUAGAACCUAUUACUUUUGAACAGUUUUUAUAUAUGAAAUCAAGAAUUAGUUAAAACAAAGCAUUAACGAAUAUUUUAAUUUCAGACACUUGGAUUUCCAAAAAUGGAUCCUUCAUUAUUUUGAAUGGUGUUUAGAGAAGUAGUACAUAAGAUUUAGUUAAAAACUUUGGAGAGUUCUUUAUAAUCCCAAUAAAUAAAAACUAUACAAACAUUCCACAGGCUAGCGAAUUUCGACCAAUUACAAUAUUAAGUCCUUUAUAUAAAUGGUUAGAAUUGCGAUUUUUUUUUUUGAAAAAUCUUUAAGCAGAUACUGUGAAAGCAAAAUAAUAAAACAAUAUGUUGGCUUUAUAAAAGGAUUCGGAACUUAAUUUCAGAUUUUGA
Paramecium pentaurelia is the source of this 950-nucleotide messenger RNA. The record is from the annotation of a GenBank genome assembly. Lineage: Eukaryota; Ciliophora; Oligohymenophorea; Peniculida; Parameciidae.